Messenger RNA from Pistacia vera, 1514 nucleotides. RefSeq names its product NADPH:adrenodoxin oxidoreductase, mitochondrial. The coding region runs from base 7 to 1461 and encodes 484 amino acids. The record is from RefSeq and is a predicted model, not a curated record. The transcript is spliced from 13 exons. Lineage: Eukaryota; Viridiplantae; Streptophyta; Magnoliopsida; Sapindales; Anacardiaceae. Gene Ontology annotation, molecular function: oxidoreductase activity.
CCCGCUAUGUAUCAAGCGAGAACAUUGUUGUCAAGAAGCUUCGCAACUCUCUCAAAUCAUCCCCUACGAGUCUGCAUAGUUGGCAGCGGACCAGCUGGCUUCUAUACUGCUGAAAAGACAUUAAAGGCGCACCAGGAAGCGCAAGUUGACAUCAUUGAUCGAUUGCCAACACCAUUUGGAUUAGUACGCUCUGGUGUAGCACCUGAUCAUCCGGAAACAAAGAUUGUGAUUAAUCAGUUUUCUCGAGUGGCACAACAAGAACGGUGCUCAUUUUUUGGGAAUGUCUCUCUCGGUUCCUCCAUUUCUCUAUCAGAGCUCCGUCAGCUCUACCAUGUGGUUGUGCUUGCUUACGGCGCUGAAAGUGAUAGAGUUUUCCAUAUACCAGGAGAAGAUUUAUUUGGAAUACACUCAGCCAGAGAAUUUGUUUGGUGGUAUAAUGGACACCCAGAUUGUAGAAACCUGAAUCCUGACUUGAAGAGCACUGACACAGCUGUGAUUCUUGGUCAGGGAAAUGUAGCUCUUGAUGUUGCUCGUAUCCUCCUACGACCAACUGAAGAACUGGCAACGACUGAUAUUGCCAGCCAUGCUUUGAAUGCUCUGGAAGAGAGCUCUAUCAGGAAAGUCUAUCUGGUUGGCAGACGUGGACCAGUCCAAGCGGCUUGUACCACUAAAGAGCUCCGUGAAGUACUUGGUAUUAAAAAUUUGUUUGUUAACAUAAAGGAAGCUGAUUUGGUCAAAACCCCAGCAGAUGAGGAAGAGAUGAAAAAUAGUCGUAUUCAGAGGAGAGUUUAUGAAUUGCUCUCUAAGGCGGCUGCUUCAGCUUCUUCCCAAUCCAGUUCAGGUCAACGUGAACUUCACUUUGUUUUCUUCCGCAAACCUGAUUGUUUUCUUGAAUCAGAUAAAAGAAGUGACCAUGUUUCGGGUGUGCACUUUGAGAAGACAGUUCUAAAAGGUGUUGGCCCUGGAAAACAGGUUGCAGUGGGUACUGGAGAAUUUGAAGAUAUUGACUGCAGGAUGGUGCUAAAGAGCAUUGGUUACAAAUCAGUACCAGUAAAUGGUCUACCCUUUGAUCAUCGUAAAGGUGUGGUUCCAAAUGUCAGAGGUCGAGUUUUAAGUGAUAAUUCAGGAGAUCCUACACUGAUUGAAAAUGGCUUGUAUGUUUGUGGGUGGUUGAAGAGAGGACCAACUGGGAUUAUUGCUACAAACCUCUACUGUGCCGAGGAAACUGUAGCUAGCAUAUCAGAAGAUCUUGAAAAAGGAAUGUUAUCAUCCAUAUCCAGUUUGCCGAAACCUGGAAGAGAGGGACUCCUGCAGUUACUGGAUCGUAGAGAUGUUAUACCUAUACCAUACAGCAGUUGGGAAAAGAUUAAUUCCGUGGAGAGGAGGCUUGGGAGUUUGAGGAACAAACCACGGGAGAAAUUAACAUCAUGGGAAGAUCUGCUAAAAGCAGCCACAACAUAAAUUAAAACCUUGAGAAGAAUAUUACCAUUUCCCUCGUUUUCUUUAUUUUGUAA